Cyprinodon variegatus (sheepshead minnow) is the source of this 6634-nucleotide messenger RNA. RefSeq names its product protein shisa-9A-like. Gene Ontology annotation, biological process: regulation of short-term neuronal synaptic plasticity; regulation of AMPA receptor activity. Bases 423 to 2096 code for a protein of 557 amino acids. Lineage: Eukaryota; Metazoa; Chordata; Actinopteri; Cyprinodontiformes; Cyprinodontidae. Gene Ontology annotation, cellular component: postsynaptic membrane; AMPA glutamate receptor complex; dendritic spine membrane. The record is from RefSeq and is a predicted model, not a curated record. The transcript is spliced from 4 exons.
AUCCUCGGCGUGGCUUGUGUCUCUGCCUACUCCUGUGCGUAAGAGCGCACAGAUGGAUAUGUAAACGGAUGCACUCCUGAAACCGCGCAAUGAGAGCUGGUGAAAACGCCUCUGGAAGGACGUACAAAAGCGAACAUCAAUAAAAAAACUGGAUAACUCCGAUCAACUAAAGUUCUGUCAACGGAUAUAUAUAUAUUUUUAAUUACUGUAAUAUCGAUUGGCCUUUUCCUUUCCAUUCCUGUCUAUUAUUUUCUUUUGUUGGGAGAUGAUCUGUUGAUAACGAUGUCCAUCAGCGCGGAUGACGGUGCAUCGCUCCUUGGCUGCAUGUUUCUGGACAUCUCCCCCUGUCAUGAUCGUGCGCCUUCCCCCGUCUCUCAAAAUAAGCUCGUUUCUGUGUGAAGUUGAUCGGAGGAAGAAGCGCGAUGAGAGGGAAAUUCUUUCUGCUCGCUUUCUUAUUGCUUAAACUUAUGGCUCUCGUGUGUAAGGCCGACGGGGAGCCAGGACUACUCGGGGGAUUUGUCAUGAUUGCCACCUCUAAUGGCACCCGGGAGGAGGAGAGCGUUUCGGAAGAGACGCCUCACACCGAGGACAGGUGCCGAGGCUACUACGACGUGAUGGGCCAGUGGGACCCGCCGUUCAUCUGCAAGACGGGCAAUUAUCUGUACUGCUGCGGCACCUGUGGCUUCCGCUUCUGUUGCUCGUUCAAGCACUCGCGGCUGGACCAGAGCACCUGUAAGAACUACGACACCCCGUUAUGGAUGAAGACCGGGCAGACCCCCUACAAGAAAAGGAGCCCAAACGACAACAGAACUAAAGACAAAACGAACUUAAUCGUUUACAUCAUCUGUGGAGUGGUGGCCAUCAUGGCACUGGUUGGGAUUUUCACGAAACUGGGAUUGGAGAAAGCGCACCGGCCCCAGAGAGAGAACAUGUCCAGGGCCGUCGCCAGCGUGCUGCAGGGUGGGUGUCCAGGUGAGCCUUUUCGGGGAGAGGAGGCCCUAGGGAUGCACUCACAGCACUUUGUUGCCAGGCCUGCAAACAUCCAAGGUGGCCAGAUAAACAACAAUGUGGGAGCGGGCUCCAAUGCUGGCCAGCAGCACCCUUACCCUUCCCUCAGCCAGCUGGCUCAAGUCUAUGAACAGCAGCAGCAGCAGCAACAGCAGCAGCAACAGCAGCAAAACAUGGAUCUGAAUAAGUAUGCCUCCCUGAAGGCUGUAGCUGCCAAGUACAAUGGUGAAAUCUACAACAAGCGACGGCUAAUGGUGGAGCUGCCAACAAAAGGUGGCCUUCCUCUCCAGCCAAUGGGCAACUCCCGACCUUCCAUGGGCAACAUGUCUUCAAUGACUCCACCAAUGGCCACCAACACCAUGGCUUCAAACCCUAUGAGCUCCAAUCCCAUAAACCCCUCCAUGGCGCAGAUGGCUUCAAUGACUCCAAUGACAUCAAUGACAGCGAUGACAUCCAUGCCUCAGAUGACCUCGCUUUCCCAGAUGACCUCUAUGACUCCAAUGACCUCUUUAGGUCCACUGACUCCGGAGCCUGUGGCCACCUACGUGACAGAGAUGCCCAGCAUCUCAUCUGUCUCAACCCUCCCAUCAGAGAGGCACAUAGCAGGUGUAGGGGGCGGGGGGCUCAAGCCGAAUGGCCACAAACCCAAAGGAAGUCACAGUCACGCUACCCACAGCUCUCACAGCUCCCACAGCUCUCACAGUCAUGCUCACAGCCACAGUAGCAAGGCGCCAGGACUUGGGGCUUCUUCCCUGGCACAUAUGGUGGGGACCAUGCCAGGUGGCACUUCCCUGGGCAUCUCCAGGGCCGCCGAGACCGCCUUUGGCUCAAGUUCAGCCACAAUGGGCCGUCCAUUUGCCUACAGCUCCAACACAAUUGCAACUGGGCAUGCGAUGGGGUUUGGGAUAAAGGCCUGGGACGGGACUGAGACGGUGGGCAGGAGGAAAAGCUACGGGCACAAGAGACCCCAGUGUACCGUGCUGGAGCCAAACCAGCUCCACAGCACCAGGGGCCAAAGUCACAGCCAGCACUUCCUCCCCACACAGCCCUACUUUGUGACCAACAGCAAGACAGAGGUGACUGUGUGAAAGAGCAUGAAUAAGAAAGGCAGAAAAAUAUGUGCAGACUGGCAACACAAGUAAUAUUUAAAAGGAGAUGCAAACUCCUAAGGUGUUCGGAGCUCUGGGAAAAAAGGAGUGUCAUUGCUGUGACAUGUCUGAGUAAAUGUUGCCUUGAAAACAGCUCGCCAAUCAGAUCACUCAACAGACCAUGAUGGUGAUGAUACACAAAUAAUUAACCAAGAGCCUAAAGAACAGGUGAUGUUUGUACAUUCCUACCUAUGUUCAGGUGUUGUCUCCUUCUCUGUAAUGGUGAGAAUGUCUGAUUGUUAAAGAAAGGCUGAAAUUUGAUGUUCUUGUGAGAAACCAAACAUGAGAAGCAAUAUCACGGUUGAAGAGUAAGGGAUUACAGUAACAGAAAGGAACAGCAUUAAUACUGUACCCCCAGACCUUCAUAAAAGGGUUACUUAGUGCUAGAUGAAAAGAAAUAAAAGUGUCCAUGAACACAGAGAAUGCAAAUAGUUAACUUUAAAUAUGGAAAGCUCCUGGGAUUUGCAUUUCAAAAUGAUACCCAAGUAACUUUAUCUUUAAUGGUUAUGUAAACAGCGCCGUAAUUACAUUUUCUUUGUUGCCAUAACAAAAUCUACAGUGCAGGCAAAACCCAGAAUGAGAGCCUUUGUAAAACUCAGUCCUAUCCAGUGAUACAUCACAGGAUCAUGGAGAUCUAUAGAAUAGAAUCUGUGUGGAUUCAAAUUCUCUUACAAAGAUAGUCAGCAGCUUGUAUUAGGAGCAGGCCCACAGUGUUAUGGAUCCUCUACUGUUGUCAAUAGUGAGCAGGGUGUCUUUUUUGAUGUAUCGAUUGUUAGUUUAAAGCUAAACGCAAAAUAUGUUCAUUGUAAAUUGGUUCAAUAGUUAAACAGGCUACACUUUGCAUCCUCAAAGGUUGUCCCCUGACCUGAACGCAGACUAUGAGGUGUUUUUAUUAUUGGAAUCCCAGAAUAAAACUCUGAACUGGGGUUCCCGAACCUGUAUUAGUCUGCUAGUCGAACGGAUCCAUGGAAAAUGCCCAGCGGCAUCAUAUGUUCCUGCAGAAAAAUCCCAGAAGAAAGAAUCUGCAGCGAUAUAAACAAACAGAGAUCAGGAUUCAGAUGUAAAUUUAUGAUAAUCACACAGAAGGAACCCAUCCUCACUCCAAACAGAACUCAACAUGUUCCAUUGCCGAAAGGCUCAGUUUUAAGCCCUUCUAAUCAAAAGUUCUAUUAGAGUUUAGCAAACUUUGCAAGUUUACAUUUGAGGACAGAAAGGGAUUUCAUUUUACCACUGAAUAAAUUUAUUAAAAUUAAAAGGAUCCUCUAGGAAAGUAAAAGAUUACUGGACUUUACAUCCUUUACCAGAGGGUGCUCUGCAGCUACCCGUUGGGAAGGACGUGGACCAAAUGGGCCAUUUUUGUCAAAAAAAAUGAGUGUAAAAUUGAAUCUAAGACAGCACACAGGAAAUGUGUGGAGCUACAGGCCUGAAACAUAUCAAAUGGACCAAAACUAAGCUUAGAUUUAAGUUGCUUUUAAGAUUUUUUUUUAGACUGCUAGUCUUAUGUUGUGCAAUGUUAUGCAAGCAAAAAACUAAAUAUAUGGUAGUUAAAAAUAUAACAAUCUAAUCUAUUUAAAACACUGCCACAAGCAGCUCUUUCUGUUAGGUUAUUGACUGUACUCAAGCUUUAGCCACAGAAGGAGGAAAAAUAAACAAUCUAUGUGGGUUAAAUGACUCAAAUAUAAAAAUAAACCUGUGAGUGUGACAAAUAGGCCAAAUCUUCGAAGGGCUUCUUCAAGCCUAUGUGCAUGUUUCAGUUUUAUUUAAACUUAGCUGUUACAGCUGAGCUUCUCUCAUUUAGAGUGUUGCUUCCAUCUCUGUGAUUAAAUAAAGAUCCUAGCAGGGCUGAAGUGAGAAUCUAGAAGCACAAACAGCUGUCAAGCUCCUUGGACCAACAAUAACUGGUCUGUAGACUAGGAAAAAGCAAACAGAAGUGUUAAAGGCUCUUUUUUAAGCAGGAGAAAAGGAGAGAGGAGAGGUGCAUGUGACAAUCUGGUGAGAGAAAAAACAUGUUAAAUUAUAACGUGUCUGUCUGAGACACGUUUUAUCGCCAGCGCCAAGCUGCAUGUAGAUUUGAGGUGCAAAGGAGUACCUGAUAUUACAGCGUCUAAAUCAGAAAUGACUAAGCAGGCGGAGUGCGAGAUUAGGAGGGAUAUUUUUGACUAAUGCUGUGCAACACCCCGCUGCCUUCGAGGGUCACAUGACCUGGGACCUGAUUGAAGGCACGGAACUGGAAUUAAAAAUUAUUAUAAGGCGUCACGUAUACGGGACGUCCACCAGAUUAACACACCUCUCAGAAUGUACUGGAGGGUGAGCUUUGCUUUCCUUGUGCUCCCUCAGUGCCGAGCGGCAGGGGUCGUCACUGCAGACAAAGAGUCAGCGCUGCUUCUGCAUCUGUUUUAUAAGAAAGACUGUGAAACUCCAGGUAUCUGUAGCUCAUACCGACAAUAUGCUUUUUAUACACAAUAGACAUAUAAAGCCUUUCUCUCUUUUUAUCUGUUUCUAUUAAUCCUUUGUCCCUUUGUACAAAUAUAUAAAGGGAAUGUUUUAAAGCAGAAAUAUCAGAAAGUUCCUUGGAUUGUGAUGAAAAGUUUCUGUCACAGGACAAUUUGAUGAGAAAUACUGAACUGUCUUUUGCUUUUCCCCAUGUAAGUAAUCUAAACGUUUCUGACAAUAACUGUUAUUUAUUUUCAGUUUUGUACCACUUCUUUGUCCCUUUGAACACUUUGCAGUAUUUCCUUCAUUUGCCAAGGCUCUGUUUGAAUCCAUCUUUAGUGUCUAGUUACUGUCACUUGGGGAUCAAAACCCAUUUAAAAGCAAAUAAAUGGAAUAAAAUUCUGAUGUAUCUUUACAACUGAGAGAACAUCUCUUACCCUUUUCAGAUCACCAGACUUUGCUCUAGAGUUGGGUCAAACUGUUCUAAAACCGCUUAUUUGCUUCUGAUGAAUUCAUUCUUUGCUUCGUUUGGCAUCAUGCAUGGACUCCGACAAGUUUUCUCUGUUAAAAGAAUUGUAGUUAUAUUAGAAGAAAAGUGCCAUUGGAUCCAUUAUGCAGCCUUCACCCUGUUCACUGAGCAUAUGAGGUUAUUUUAGAGCAAUUACAGGGCAGAAAUCUAAGAAACAACCUGCCGUAAAGAGAAGCAGUGAUAACAUCUCCUUCCCAAACUGUUAUUUUUCAUGUAAAAGCUGUGAAAAUAGGAAUUAAAAGUGAUGUAUUUGGGGAGGCAAAGAAAAAGUGAUUUUCUUUGUAGUUUCUGUGUCUUUGAACAUUGCAUAUAUUUCGCUUCAUUGACAUUUGCCAUGGCUGUGUGUGAGAAUCCAUCUUCAGUUUUCAGUCUCUGAAGACAUCCAAACCCAAGCAGAACAAAGAUAAUCACACUCUGUGAAAAGCCGUCUGCAGCCAGCCAGAAUCUUUCACAGACUCCCUUCUUGUAUUUCUUUCCCCGAUGUAUUGUAGUUCUGUUUGUUCCAGAGGUAACAGAAAGGUCAGAGUUUGGUGGAUGUUCAAGAUCAGAGCCAAUUGACUUAAUGCAGCCAGGCAGAAAUCCAGAGACAUUUUGUCAAAUCUUCAUGAUAUUGCCAGAUUUUCAUAGCCAACAACUGGUGAGCAGGCAGGGCAGCAGAAACAUUUGGGAAACAAAUAAAAAAGAGACUAUCAUUGCUCACAAUUAAGGGCCAAAAUAAACCAGGCAGAAAGCUGGGCUUUGGCUACUCUGUCUGGGGCACGGUUGAUAGGGUCAGAACCACAGAUGAGUGGGUUCUGAAGGCAGUCAUGGCAACAAUAUUCAUUACUCAGACACUCGCAGUCCAAAGUGUCACGUGACCUAUGGAUAUUGGAGACAGAACAAAUGCAUACCUUAGCUCACAAAAAAAAAAAAAAAAACCUAUCUUAAGUAUUUAACUGGUAGUAAAGCAUUAGUUAUGUUAGGCCACAUAGAAAUAAGGUAAAGUGAAGUUUGCUGCCUUUCCAGGUAUGGAAACACCGUUUAAAUAGAGUUUAACUUUAAAAUGGAAGAAAGCUUAGCCUUAAAAAGAUGUCCUAACCUAGUUUCAUACAUGUGUUCCUAAUUAUUUUUAGUUAUUAUGAUUUUGAAGUACAUUUCAGUCAUAAGACUUGUAGUUGGCAGAAGGCUAUAUUGUUCUUAUGCCUCUACCUUUCAAAGGUCCUCCAAGUCUAAUUAAUUGUGAGAUAUUUUCUCCAAAGCCCCUUUUAUGUGAUUGUAUCUAUUUUUAUUCUCAGUCAGGAUCAGAUCUGGAUCCUUACAAGGCAUUACUAAAACCUUACCUUUGUUUUUUUUUAUCCAGUCUUGCAGCUCUGUCUUGCAGCCCUUCCCCCUUGUCAAGAUAUAUGGAGAAAAUAAGAUAUUUAUUUCACAUCAUUGACAGCAAAACCCUGCAGCUCUUUUAGGGUUAAUGCUGGAUUCUCACUUCUUGGGAUAAAUAUUUCCAGUUGAUAAUUCUAAUUUUCCCAGGUUCAAAGUA